AUGAAAGAGAGAAGCUUUUGGUCUUUUAAAGGCUGGCUAGGGUUUGUGGUUGGAUUUGCUUUUAUAUUCAACUCAAUCACAUAUGUGGGUGCUUCGAUUCACGAGUAUCGAAACGAACACUUCAUCCAUUUGUCAAGUGCCUUCUCUUUCCAUGGCGGCAGUGAGGGCCUCUACGCUUCCAGGGUUCACAAAUCAUCACCUUCGGAAACCUCUCCGGAUAAACCCAAAGGAAAGUCCUUCAUUUGGUUUGAAAGUGUCACAUUUGUGAGGACGAAAGAAUCCGCUGAUAAAAAAAAUGCAAUGCAGAGUAGGACUGGGUUAAUCGAAGCUAUCAUACUUGAGGUGAAAGACAAAGAAGGGAUUGGAGAUGUGUUUGCAAAAUCUAAUGCGAUAUGUUGCACUCCAAAACUGUCUCAGGACGAAUUCUGCACGGUAGGGGAGGUUAUUAUUCAGAAAAAUCCAGACAACCCUGAGUGGCCAAAACGUAUUCAAACCUUCUUUGAAGGGAAAAAUGAAGAAGCUAAAAUGAUUAGUCAGUCGGUUGAAAUAGAUCAUACUGGUAUGUACUAUCUUUACUUUAUGUUUUGUGAUCCUCAACUCGAGGGCACGGUAAUAAGAGGACAAACAGUGUGGAGGAACCCAGGUGGUUAUUUACCUGGGAAGAUGGCUCCCUUGAUGACUUUCUAUGGAUUUGCAUCCUUAGCUUAUCUUGUGCUUGGUCUAAUCUGGUUUUUGAGGUUUGUCCAAUUCUGGAGGGAUAUCAUUCAGUUGCAUUAUCACAUUACAGCAGUAAUAUCACUUGGAAUGUGUGAAAUGGCUCUCUGGUAUUUUGAAUUUGCAAACCUUAAUGCUACUGGAAGCAGGCCGAUGGGAAUUACAAUGUGGGCAGUAACCACCAGUGCUGUUAAAAAGACUCUGUCUCGCCUUCUACUUUUGGUGGUUUCAAUGGGCUAUGGUGUAGUGAGGCCUACCCUUGGUGGUGCGACAAAAAAAGUACUUGCUCUUGGUGUGAUAUAUUUUGUUGCUUCGGAAGCACUUGAUCUCUUUAAACAUUUGGGAAACAUCAACGACUUCUCUGGAAAAACUCGGUUAUAUUUGGUGCUACCUGUUGCUUUCUUGGAUGCAUGGUUUAUUUUGUGGAUAUUUUCAUCAUUAUCCAAAACAUUGGAGAAACUUCAGGUUGGAUCCUAG
Messenger RNA from Ilex paraguariensis (yerba mate), 1191 nucleotides. The record is from the annotation of a GenBank genome assembly. Lineage: Eukaryota; Viridiplantae; Streptophyta; Magnoliopsida; Aquifoliales; Aquifoliaceae.